Messenger RNA from Aspergillus mulundensis, 1419 nucleotides. RefSeq names its product phosphotransferase family protein. The transcript is spliced from 2 exons. The coding region runs from base 1 to 1419 and encodes 472 amino acids. NCBI's taxonomy places the organism in Eukaryota, Fungi, Ascomycota, Eurotiomycetes, Eurotiales, Aspergillaceae. The record is from RefSeq and is a predicted model, not a curated record.
AUGAGUCCCACAGCUUGGGGCACUGGCAUGUGGAGUUGUGAUGUCGAACGCUGCGACAAGCCCUCUGUUCGUACAGACGGAGCUUGUAUCCUCUGCAACCGCCAUCUCUGCGCUACCCAUGUCGACGAUCCAUAUCACAAGUGCCCAAACUGGGAGGACGCAGAACUAUGGUGUCCCGCAGCUAGCGAAGCAGAAAAGAGAGAAGUAACAACUCUCUUCAACAAAAUCAUUGUCACCGCGCUUCUCUCGCGAGCCAGCCACCUGCGUAAAGGCGUGCCGUGCUCCCUAGCCAAAGACCUCAAGUAUGACCCCUCAACGCGAGGGUCGGUCAUGGGCGGCCAGAACAUCCACGUCGAAAUCCAGUUCGAGGAUGGGAUCCUGUGGCUGGCUCGUAUCCGACGAGUCAAUGCCAUGUCUCCGCCAUUGGACCUACGGCGAUACAUCUUGCUCAGUGAGGCCGCUACGCUCCAAUUCUUGAGUAGUGAAACGAAGAUCCCCGUCCCUAGGAUAUUCGACUAUCAAUUCGACGAGGGCAACCCCAUCGGCGUCGGAUAUAUCAUAUACGAAAAGAUACCGGGCAAGCCAUUGAACUGGCCGUCUGCAACAACAGAACAGAAACAUAAAAUCAUAGACCAGUUGGCAGACAUAUAUAUCGAACUCCGCUCGCGCCCUUUCGACCUACUAGGCUCACUAGACCAACCAGGAACAAGCCACAUCGGACCUCUCGCUGGAGAAACACACACGGACUACAAAGCUGACGGCCAAAUGCGGCCCCUAGGACCCUUCACCAACCUCAAUGACUUCCUACGCGCAAGCAUAGAAUUUACACUAGACCUCAUCAGACGAGGCGAACGCUACGCCUCACGCCCAAUCGACGCAUUUCUAAUCCAUCGUUUCCUGCUAGAUUCCAUUCCAGCUCUUAUCCGCCAGAUCCAACCCAGAGGCACCAACUCGAACUCACAAUUACACUCCAAAUGCUAUCUAACACACGCGGACUCCAAGGGCGACCAUGUCCUGACAGACCCAAACCAUGCCAUCGCAGCUAUGAUUGACUGGGAAUGGGCGCAUACAGCACCCGCAAGCUUAGCGUUCAACUCCCCAGUGAUGCUCCUCCCUGUUGCGGAUUUCUACGAUGGGGUAACCCAGAUCGGUGAGGAUGAGGAAUUCUUCGCGCAAGUCCUGCAGGAUAAGGGGCAUCCUGACCUUGCAGAGAUAGUGCGGAAAGGACGCGUGCUUCACUUCUUUGUGUUUUGCUGUGGAUAUCCGGGUGACUGGGAGGGGUAUCUGGGCCUUUUUGGCGGGCUGAGGAGGGCUUUGGAUUCUGGUGGUGAUGGCGAGUUGGAGUGGGAGGCUUGGAGGGAGAAGAUGUUGAUUGUGUAUAAGGAGGAUGCAAUAUUAAGGGAGUUGAUGGCGAGAUGA